Messenger RNA from Musca domestica (house fly), 1139 nucleotides. RefSeq names its product RWD domain-containing protein 2A. The transcript is spliced from 2 exons. The record is from RefSeq and is a predicted model, not a curated record. The coding region runs from base 144 to 1043 and encodes 299 amino acids. Gene Ontology annotation, molecular function: protein binding. Lineage: Eukaryota; Metazoa; Arthropoda; Insecta; Diptera; Muscidae.
GUUGCCUCUUCCAUUUUCUCAACAUUCGGUGUGUUGCCUCCUCCAUAUUCUACACUUGGCCUGUUGCCUCUUCCCUCAUUCACAACUCUCUUUGUUGCUUUGAGUCGAGUCGGUAGUGUUCGCAUUAGUUGUCUCGCUCCGCAAUGGAUGAUCAAUUGGAAAUGUACAAAGAGUGUAUUACCAAACAGCUGGAAGAAGUCGAUAUGUUGUCAUCAAUUUAUUGCAGUCCGGGCGAAAUGCACAUUUUCGAUCCCGGAGUUAUUAGCGAUUUCAAUGAAUUCCUACAGAACCCCACCAAUGAAAAUGUGAUGAUGUACCUAAAAGCCCAUCUAGAUUAUAGUAUUAAAUUGCAAUGUGGAAGACAGAAUGAUAAAAUCGAAAUACGCAUCGAAUUGCCACACAUGUAUCCAUUGUUGGAAAAUGCCAUUGUAAUUGUUCACACGCCACUGCUAACGAAGAACAAGGAGAUCUAUUUGAAAAAGGAGCUAGAAUUGUACAUUGAAUCCAUGGAUAAAACUGAAACAUAUAUCUAUCAAGUUUUAUCAUGGUUACAAGAUUACAUCGAUGAUUUGAUACAAAAGAAAGCCAGUGAAUUUGAGGAUAUAUCCACAACAACAACGACAACAAAUCACGAAGAGGAAAUGUUGGAUUUUGAACGGUUGUGGAUCUAUUCACAUCACAUCAAAUCGAAAACAAAACGUCAGGAAAUCGUCAAGGAGGCACGCAAUUUGGAAUUGAGUGGUUUUAGCCGUCCCGGCAAACCGGGCAUUAUAUGCGUGGAGGGUACCAAGGAAAAUACCCAAGAAUUUUGGCGUACAAUACGAGCCUAUGGUUGGCAAAAGAUUUCGUUGUGUAAAAUUGAAUCGGCACGCAAGCCUAGAGAUAAAAUGGAUAAAUUAAGACGUUUUGAGGGUUUCAAGGAACAGCUGUUUUGUGAUGAUAUCGAAAGCAAUGAUGGUGUCAUGAAUAUGGCAUUAUUUCUUAAAUAUUUGGAAAACCAUAACUCUGGCUAUAUGAAAAAGGAGUUGUUUGGUUUGGAGUAAAGUGCCUAUUUUGUAUUUGUAAAUAUUUAGAAUUUGUUAAUAUUUUUUUAUAUUGUUAAUAAAAAAACUUUUAAAGUUUACAAAUUUUAAAUUUAA